Molecule: messenger RNA, 4456 nt
Organism: Eublepharis macularius
Lineage: Eukaryota; Metazoa; Chordata; Lepidosauria; Squamata; Eublepharidae
Gene: HELB
Product: DNA helicase B
Exons: 13
Coding region: 1-3129 (1042 amino acids)
Source: RefSeq, a predicted model, not a curated record
AUGGCCCAGCUGAGCGGUCGAGGCGGCUAUUUCAAACUCCGGGGCUCGUUGCUGCCGAUCAAAACAGCGACUGGAAAGGAAGAGGAAGCCGAGGUGGAGGAGGACGACGCCGACGACGCGGAGCCCCUGGAUGCCCUCCCCGAGGACUCGAGCCAGCUUGCCUUCUGUCAGCCCUCCCGCCGGACAGUUAUAAUAAAAGAAGAAAACUCCCAAAAGGAAUAUGAAGUGGUUGGACGGUUUCCAUUUAUUGACCCUUGGUGGAAGGUGAAUAUUAAAGUAAAGAAUGCUGGAUCAAAGUACUAUGUACAGGGGCAACCAUCAUACUUUCUACAGACCCACCCAAGAAAUAAUUGGAAAGCAAUUAUUGCACUCUUUUUUAAAGCUUGUAAGGUUCCAGAAGAUUUCAAACAAGCUUUUUUUCAGUGGCUUCAUGAGUGGCUUCCUAAAAGUGCUUCCCUAAACUUUGAACAACUUGAAGAAAUAUUGAAUCGAUUUAUGGUAUCAAAAAGAGACUCCGUAAAAGACCCUAAAAAUACCAGAGACUUUGACAUUUUCCAUCAUAUUAAGAACUCAUAUGCAGGAAAAGCUGUACUGGUAGCCUUGAACUUCCCUGCUAUACUGGAAUUCUUGCCAACACUUCUGCCCUACAGUAUGUCCAGUUGUAUUGGGUGGUUGGACUGGAGUGAAAUCAGUAGCAGUGAAUAUGAAAGUGAUAAACUAACAAAACUGAACCGUAUCUUAACAGAAGAGCCAUGGAAACUUGGAUUUAGCACAAUAACACGUAAAGAGCUACAUACUUAUAUUGGUGAAGCACCUUGGAGAGCCUUCUGUGAAUUCACACACCUUCUUGACAAGAUUCCUGCUUUACAGAAGAAUGCAUUAAUAAUAUAUGCAAAGCUCCAAAAGAGGUGUAGAGAUUGGGGACAUACAUAUGAAGAACAGGAUGAGCUGAUGCGCAUGGUCCCUGAAAUGUCCACUGAACAUGCUGAGCAAUCACUCGCAUUUAUGAAAGAUGAGAAGAUAGUGGUUAUUGACGGGAAACUAGUGUUCCUUCAAAAGCUGUACGAAGCUGAAAAAAAUAUUGCAUGGGUUAUAUAUGAGCUCAUAAAGAAAAACGUAUUGAAGUUCCAUGUUGAUGUGAGAAAAGUACUUAAUAGUGGUGCACAUACUAACAAUUCAGAAGACCCAGUUGCUGAUAAUAAAUUAAAUGAAGAGGAACCUUGUGAAAUGGAUCAGGAGGAACUUAACAGUGUUUCAGAUGUGCAAGAAAAUGUGGAAGAAACCACUAAUGAAACACAAUGUGAAACAGAAGUGGACCCGGAUCAGGAGAAUGCAGUGGAAUUGAUCUGUUCCAAUCCAGUGACAAUCAUGAGUGGGAAAGGUGGUUGUGGUAAAACAACAGUGGUUAGUUAUCUGUUUAGAUAUCUGAACAGGGUGGAAGUUGAAGAAGCUAGAAGAGCCUGUGAAGAUUUUGAAGCAGACUUGGAUACAUCAGAAGAAUGGGAAACAUCCAGGUCAUCUUCCCAGUUGAACAGCCAUGCAGGUAGAAGUGAAUCUCCAGAAGUCUUAUUUACUGCACCUACAGGGAGGGCAGCAGGUUUGCUGCGUAAGAAAACAGAUCUUCCGGCUUAUACGUUGCAUCAGGUUGUCUACAGCUAUUAUUCUGGGGCCAAACCAUGGAAGUUUUCUAAAGUCAAAGUAUUGGUUGUAGAUGAAGGAAGCUUGGUGUCCGUAGUUGUUCUUAGUAGAGUAUUGCAACUAUUAUUCCGUAGUGCUCAACUUGCAAAGCUUGUUAUUCUUGGUGACAUUAGACAGUUACCCAGUAUUGAGCCUGGUAACAUGCUGUGUAAUGUGUUUGAGAGUCUGAAAUCAAGAGGUUGGUCUGUAGAACUCAGAACUAAUCAUAGGGCCGAGUCACAGUUAAUUGUGGAUAACUCAACAAGAAUUUCUCAGCGGGUUUACCCAGAGUUUGAUGCAGUGCUCAGAAUUUCUCAUCAGAGUAAAACCUGGCCAAUGCCAAGUCCUGAGAAGAAAUUUAUUUUUGUUGUCCUGUCUUCUGAAGAUGACUUGGUGCCUGCUGUAAAGGCUUUGCUUAAAGGAGGACCAGGGCUUGAAGACGCUGAACAGUCACAAUUCAUUUCUUUUAGAAGGAAAGAUUGUGACAUUGUCAAUGAACUUUGUUGUCAGCAUUACUCGGAUCAUCCAAUGCGAAACCAUAAAAAGCAAUUACAAUUUCAGUGUGGUGACAAAAUUUGUUCUACAAGGAAUGCAUAUGUAAGAGAUCUUCUCCCAAAUGAUAAGAGUUGCACAAAGAACGAUAAAGAUUCUGGUCCGUGUGUUUGUGAUAAGUGCUUUACAAGAGAAGAUUGCUUGUCUGGUCGGAGUCCACCUUCCCAUGAAAAUGAUGAUGAUACACGCUUGUGCAACGGAGACAUAUUCUUCAUUGAAGAGGACAGAGAAGUUGACGCUCGUCGUCUCCUGACCAUUAGAAGCACUGAUAACUCUACAUACACCCUGCUUUAUCGAGGUCUCCAGAGAGUCUCUAAGAUACAGCAUGCCUGGGCCAGAACUAUUCACACAUUUCAGGGUUCUGAGGAAAAGACUGUUGUCUAUGUCGUUGGAAAUGCUGGUCGCCAGAACUGGCAGCACGUAUACACAGCUGUCACUAGGGGACGUAGCCGGGUCUAUAUUGUUGCUGAAGAAGCCAAUCUCCGAAAAGCUAUAGUUAAGAAAGAGUUCCCCAGAAAAACUUAUUUGCAAAAACAUUUACAAGAUGCAUUUAUGGAAAAAAUGGAUUCUUUUGAGGAGACAUUUUCUUCUCAAAGGAACGUGCAAGGUGAAGAGGAUAAAAUCUGUGACUCUGCUACUCAUGUCGGAAAUAAUUGUGUUAACUUAGAGCAGGCUACAGUUUCUGAUGAAAUUAAAGAUGACAACAAAGUGAGAACUGUUGAGCAGGCUGAACUGUCACUCCACUCAGGUGGACUUAAAAGACAAAAUAACUUUCCAGAGGAUUCUUCAAGUCCUUCUAAAGUAAUUUUGAUAACUGAAAACAACUCCCCACUUGGAACUCACAGACUUCAAAACUUGACACUGGAGGGUCCAGUUCCUAAAAAACUUUUUCCAUUGUAACAAAUCUGUCAUCUGGCUAGGUGCUUCAUUUGAUUUGUUUCCAGAAAGUAUCCUUCUGAACAGUAGUAUAAAGCUGGGGGGAGGAGACAUUUUUAAAAUAAUGGAUGUUUUUCAGCAUAAAAGGCAGCUCCCCCCCCACAGAUGUUAAUUUUAAAAGUCCAAAUAGCAUUACUUUUAAUAAAAGUUAUUUGCAUCUGUUGUAAUGGAAGAAUUUUUUGCUGGUCAUUACUGGAAAAAUGUAUUUAAAAAAAAUUCCUUGUUAAGAUGAGGCCUAAUUUUUUUAAUUAAAAUGUUGCUGAUAGGUGGUGUUCUCUUCUGCAGCUUUCUGAAGGUGUUACCACAAGUUGUCUGGAAAAUUUUACUUCUGGUAAGAGUUUACAUACUAAAGGGAUAUGUGAAUCUUUAUGUUGUUGGCUUUGCCAGAGGACUCCUUUCCCUAAAAACAGUGCAGUGUUAUUGACAAAAACUAUCUGGUAAGUGCAAGUAAGUGGAUUACAUUUAACAUUGUUUUGGCUUAAAUGUUCUGUUCUGUAUGUGCACUACCAGUUUUAGAUUAGCAUGAGAGGAAUUGCACUCACACAACCUUAUUUGGACAUGUAUUUCCCAGUCCAACUAGAGCGACUCAGAAGCAUGAGUUAUACAGCUCUUGUACCUACCUGGAUCAGGGCAUAAACACAGUUAAUCUUAGUAUUUAGAGCCUGAAAAGUGGGGAAUUUCAAGACCCGUGGAGGAUGGAAAUCCCCUCUGCCCCUUGCUGGCCCCCCGAUUUUUCCACGCACACACCUAUCACCACUUUCUGUUUUCCCACCCUGAUCCCAUUGCUGCUUUUUGUAGUAUCUCCAUGCCAGGCUGUUGGGGUUGCUAAGCAGCCCCAGAAUGUGAUUCAUGAUCUUGCAUGGUGGUCCCUGUUCUUGGCUGCCAUUUUUCCAGUUUGGAGGAGUUACCCCGCCCCCUUAAAAUAUUUUGGGAUUUUUCCUGCAAACUACAUUUGCAGAAACAUCUCCCUUCUUUGUACCUGGCUCCACAGUGUGAAUUUUUAAUCUGCAGUCUGGAGGACAGGCUCAGAAUUUAUGAAUAAGAUGCACACACAUGUCUGUGUGUACUGAAAUACUUUUAAAAGAGCUUGGGACAUAAGCUCAGUACACAUGACAGCGGCAUGCAUACACUGAAUGUGCGGGGAAGGAGAGCAAGAGUGAGCGCACUCUCCCUGCUGCCUGGAUCAAUACAGUCACCCAAUGGUCUGCAGGGGUGACCGCACGGAGGAAGUGGCCAUGCAGACUCUCCUCCCCUGUGACGAGCGGCGUUCCAAAACCAGCAAGGUUGAUCA